UUGAGAAGAGAACUGAGAUGUCAAGCAGUUUGAUACUUGAUGGUCCAGUGUUCAAAUCCUAGUGGAGGAAGUUUUUGUGGACCUGUUAGGUUCCACGUUUAAAACGUGUGGAUUUGUUAGCCGAUGUCUGCUUUGUUAAAUUGUUGUACAGUAAUCGCCUGACAAUGCCGGACGUGGAUGACGUCACCAUGAGCACCUGCCUGGCUCUAAUAUCCCUGUGUACCGGCACCGUCCUGCACAUCACGGGGACGGCCACCCCCGGGUGGUCAAUGCUGCACGGCGCCAACAACUCCACCCUCCUGGGCUUCUGGAUACUGUGUGAUAACUUCAUGUGCCAGUCGUUGCCAGAACAAUUUUACUCAGUAUAUGUCCAGGUAUGUAGUGUCUUGGCCAUUCUCGGCUUCGUCUUCAGUUUCCUGGCACUGGUCAUGGCAGGGUUGCGCAUGCGCAGCAAACAGUCCAGGUGUCUCUUCACGUCAUUGGCUGCAGGCUCGUGCUUUAUGGCAGCUGUGUUUGUGUCAGUGUGUUUGUUAGUCUGGGGCCUGUUUGUCCAAGAGAAGCUCAAGCCUGAGGGCUACACUCUCGGCUACUCGUUCAUCCUGAGCAUAGCUGGAGGCUGCCUCAUCGGGAUCAGCGGCGUCUUCCUGGCUGCUGGAGGCAGGAUGUGUUCCCGGGCCGCAUAGGGUUACAGUUAGUGACGUGUGGUAGAGGUGUGAGAGGGUUAAGAUGAUUUCGGCGUUUUAUUUGAUGUUGUUGGCCUGAUGUGUUCCCGGGCCGCAUAGGGUUAAACUUGUG
Messenger RNA from Physella acuta, 795 nucleotides. RefSeq lists its product as uncharacterized. NCBI's taxonomy places the organism in Eukaryota, Metazoa, Mollusca, Gastropoda, Physidae. The record is from RefSeq and is a predicted model, not a curated record.